Hermetia illucens (black soldier fly) is the source of this 4498-nucleotide messenger RNA. Its product is annotated as neprilysin-2. Gene Ontology annotation, cellular component: plasma membrane. NCBI's taxonomy places the organism in Eukaryota, Metazoa, Arthropoda, Insecta, Diptera, Stratiomyidae. Gene Ontology annotation, molecular function: metalloendopeptidase activity. The coding region runs from base 470 to 2698 and encodes 742 amino acids. Gene Ontology annotation, biological process: protein processing. The record is from RefSeq and is a predicted model, not a curated record. The transcript is spliced from 10 exons.
UCCUCUGAGCCGACUUCACGUGUGAAAUGUCAUCGGGUCGGUUGUGGUCUACUUAGAUCUUUCCUUAAUUUUUCCUUGAGAUUUUCUCGCCUUUGUUCAGCAGUUUUUCUUUCGAAUCUCGUGAAAAUUCAGUUGGUUAAUCAUGGAAUUUAUUAGUGAGAAUCCUUUGCUCCGGGACGCGGUGGAAACGAUCAAACUAGCCUGAAGGAAAAUCAUGAGUUUUUCACCCUGUCUAAGGAGCUUUUCGCAUAAAGUAGAUUUUUCUUUCGUUUCCGAUAAUCCAGCAAAGCGCGGGUUUUGUUGUUGUUAGCGUCGCUGCCGCCAUUGCAUUGUUGUUGUUGUCCUUGUUGUAAGAAGUAGUUAAAACAGCUGCUCCUUCCUUAGUUGUUCGUGCUGGAAGCAAGUGAGGAACACAAAAGGGUUCCGAGAGUUGUUGGGAAACGCAAUGCUGCCCGCUCGUUGCAUUUGAAUGGUACAGUGUGACGUCAUUAUACUACAGUGCAACUUUCUCAAGAGCGCGAUAGAGAUGGGCGGGCUAGGGAGUGGACGAAGUGGCGCCAAUCAGGCUAGUGGCAAUAUGCACCAGACGGGUUCGACGCUACAAAAGCAAAUGUCCUUUAUUAGCGGAAACCCCACUAAGGCAGACGAGAUUGAGGUCAUCGAGACCGGUCACCCAGACGACCAGGCUCAGGAUCAAAAGAACACCGCACUGGGAUGGAUAUGUUGCGCCCCAUGCAUCUGGCUUCGCACAUCGGCAACAGUUCACAAGAUUGCAAUAACCACAGCAACCCUCCUAGUGACUUCUUUGCUUGUUGCUUCGCCAAUCCUUUUCCUAAUUAGUACUGCUCCUUCGCAACUGCCGCGCGAUUGCUACUCAGACGAUGAAGACUGCAUGCCUACCACCGCACCACCACCGGAAUGCAAUGAUCAUGUGUGCCGAGUUGCGGCAGCCAGUAUUCAGGCGAAGAUGAAUUGGAAUUUGGAUCCUUGCAAAAAUUUCAAGGAGUUUAGUUGUACAACGAAUCAAGGUAGCCUGAGAGCGAUACGAAGUGCUCAAGAGAGUGUCGAUAUGCAGAUGCAAUUACUUCUUCAACAUAACACCACAUCGGGGCCCUUUCGAAAGUUAGGACGUUUAUAUGGCAGUUGUCUACGACAGACAGCGAAUUCAUCAACGAUACAUUUAGUUCUAGAUAAAUUAGGCGGUUAUUUACCGAUUGGUGCUUUAGGUCCAUCUAGUCUUGCUCCGUUAAUAUCGAAAAUAUAUGAAAUGGGACCAACUCCUCUCAUUGAUGUUCACUAUGAUUUGAGUUAUGGUCGACGACCGCAGGUGCUCCUUAUAAUUGGAGGGCCAAGUACUUCAGCCCAAAUAUUAGAGAGUAAGGUAAGAUGGAUGGGCCCCAAGGCGCCGCCAUCUCGAGUCCGCGAAAGUGUUCCUGUAAUUUUAGAUGAAUUAAUGGAUAGUUUUUUGCCAAGUGGGCUGACAGUUGAUCAGAAGAAAUCUGAAAAGGAAGCAAUAUCUACAUUUAUUUCUCAAUUGAAUAAGUUACGCUCAGAGCACUUACGAAAAGGUUAUUGGGAAAGCUCAGUAUUGUACAAUACUUCAUCGUUAUCAGUAUUUUAUCCAUUUCUAAAUUGGACUGAAAUGAUACCAUGUAAUUGGACGGGACCGAUAGUUGUUAGAAGCUCAGAUUACUUGAAAAGCCUUCAAGUGCUUCUUAGCAAGAAUCCAACGAGGGUUGCGCAUAAUUCAAUACUCUUACUUUUCGCUUUAGGAAUUUUACCACAAGGACGGCCCGAUCCGAUUGUUUGCACAAAAGCAACAAUGUGGGCGCUACCAAAAGUGGCAUCUGCACUUUACAUGCAACAACACUCGCAAGAAGAUAUUAAGGAAGUAUUACAAAGGACCGAAAUAGUAUUUGACUCGUUGAAGGCUCAUUUAAAACGAGCGCCGUCAUUGAAAGGGGCGGCACUUGUAAAACUUUCAGCGCUUAAGUUACAAAGUAAACCAUGGCCAGUGCUUUCUAAUAUCACUGCAAUUACAGAAGAAUUAGAUCAAAUUGAGAUAACAUCAGACAAUUGGUUUGAAAACGUAUUGAAAAUUUAUAAAAGAAAUAAGAUUGUUCCUGAUGAGGAAUUGGAUAUGGAGAAUCAUACGGCAUGGGCGUAUCCAAUUGUUGCUAAGAUCUUUUACGACACCCUGAGCCAUUCGAUAGUUGUUCCACUUUCGGUUAUUUUGGUACCUUACUUCGACAGCAGGCUGCCGCCGUAUCUACAAUAUGCAUCAGUUGGCGUUGCUAUUGCCAAGGAAAUCCUUCGCUCCAUUACAAAAGCGUUUGAGGAUAAGGCCAUGCGAUGCGUACCAAAAUCCGUUAACGUGUUUUCAAACUACAGCCGCAUGGAUAUACUAAUCCACUCAGGUGGAAUGCAAAUCUCAUAUCACUCUAUGCUCUCUUUAACGGGCCCCAUAAAAGGAAUGGCUCGACUACCAGGAUUGAGUUUGACGCCAACUCAAAUAUUCUUUUUAGUAUCAGCUCAGGAGCUUUGUGCUGAGUCCUUAUACAGUGGAAUUGAUACUGCUUCGGAAGAUUUUGGUCAUAUACUUGGCUGGCUUGUUGCUCAAGGAGGAAGUGCCACGGAAGUUUUCAAAUGUCCAUCCGGUUCAAUGAUAUAUACUCAAAAAACGUGCAAUGUCCUUUAAAGAAGAGGAGUUGAGAAGGGUGCGAUUGAAAAGAAAAUACUAAUCUGUUGGUUUUAGCGAGGCCUUAGGUGAACAAUUUUUACGAUCAAAAUAUAGAAAUCAUUCAUAGGUAGGAUAUUAAGAUGGGACCUAGAUUUAAAAUGGUUUUAAAAAUUUAAAAGGAGAUUUCGUGUGUAGAUAAUAAUAUAUACGAGAGGUGUUGAACGAAUCAGUCAUAUUAGGAAGAGAUUUAAAACUAACUUAGUUGGCCUUCAAAGUUGCUGAUUGCAAUGGAUUGAUGACAUUUGAGCUGAAUUAUUUUUAGAUAUUUAUUUGACUAAUUGCUCAGUAAUGAUGUCUUCUGAAUCUUUACUUGGUGUUGAUUUUUUCUCAAAUAAGUUUACAAAAAAAGUUAAUUAUAUUGUGUCCAGGUAAACUUUUUUCCAUAACUCAAGUUCAAAACAAAUUUUUAGAUAAGACAAUCUAUUUUCGCUUCCAAAUACUAUCAAUUUACAUUAUCUUCAAUUUCAUGUUUCCUUAUUAAAUUUCGAUUUAAAAUAAGUCCAAAAUAUAGUUUUGAAAUGAAGUUCUAAGGUUGCUGGUAAAUUUCUGACGCAAUUAUUAUUUAAAUUAUAUUCAAAUAUGGUAGCGAGUUUUAGCAAAUACUGGAAAACCAACUAAACAAUGCAAAUUCACCUUCGUAUUAUUUACUUUGGUAGUAGGAAGGGGUAGUGGGAAGGGAAUUCAACUUGUAGGACCAUAAGUCUCCUCAGAUUGUAGGAAUUUAGGAAACUACGACCAUUUACUGCUGACUUCUUUUGGAGUGGCUUUAGUUUGGUGGAAACCUUGAAUAUUGAAGUCCUCAAAAAGUUUCUAAUCAAAACUACAUUAACGAAAGGCGAAUAUGGAAGAUAUAAUUUUUACAAUAGAGUAGUUAUUAUUGAAAGUUGUUUGGAGGUAUAUAUAUACUCACUUGAUAAAUACUCAAAAGAACUAACCAAAAAACUGGUAAUGUCAAUUAGAACCAUGAAAUUUAAAGCACAUCCUUCAAUACAAAUAAAUCAUGCCAUGUUUUUCGUCACGAGGUGAUAGAUACUCACAUACAUCAAGAAAUAACCUUAUACACUAUUAUCAUCAGUAUACAAUGUAUAGUAACUACAAAAGGGCACCAUUUUUAACGUAUGCAGUUUCAGCACAUCUUGUUCCAUUCCAUCAUUCAGUACUAAUCAAAAACCGUCUUUAAUUAUUCAAGGAAUAUUUAUCAAACAAUUCAUUAGAAAUUAGUUGAAAGUAGAUUCAUCAAGCAGUAAAAGGAUAUUAGAGAGGCAAGUAGAAUUACAUGAAAAUUCCAGACUGAUCAAUCAAGGCUCUAAUUAAUAUAAAAAGAAAAAUUGUUGAAUUCAUUUACACCUCUACUUCUCUGAUUUGGAAACAAAGUAUAAAAUCCAUUGAUAAAAAGGUUUUUUUUAUUGAAAUAUUAAUUCAUGAAACAAUAAUAUUUGGAAUUAAAAAGUAUUCUUGGAUACUAAUUAGAUGGAGUAGCAAUUUUUUGAUUACUUAGUGAAUUAAAACUAUUGUAGAAUGUUAUUAGCAAAAAAAAAAUGUUAGAGAGGAGGGAUAGAUUUACAAAAAAAACUAGAAGUGAUCAAUUGAAUAGUAGCUUCAAUUUAUUGUUAGAAAUUAUCAAACGAAAAUAUUAUUUAAAUAAUGUUUAGUCCAUCCCUUAUAUACAUUGCGCAGAUUAUCAAGCCGAUGAUCUUUAAUUGUUUCUGUGAUAAAAGCCAAAAUAAAUUGGAUGAGAAAUUGGGAGUCAUAAAUGAA